GACGUCCGUGUUCCUUGUCGCUCGCCGCAGCGCCUGGCGCCCGGGAAGAGGUGGCUGUAAGGGAAGCGAGCUCGCGACUCUCUGGCUUCCGAGGCUUCAGGUUUAUCGGAGGGAGGGGGUGGCAAGCGAGAAGAAGCCACUGCAGCCGGUCCUCGGCGACUCUCCUGUUGACCUCCGCGCGACGUACCCGCCGCCGCUGUUGGUUGGAGCAUUUGACAUUGUGCAGCAAAGAAAUGGUUAUGGAGAAGCCCAGUCCGCUGCUUGUAGGGCGGGAGUUUGUGAGGCAAUAUUAUACUUUGCUGAAUAAAGCUCCAGAAUAUUUACACAGGUUUUAUGGAAGGAAUUCUUCCUAUGUUCAUGGUGGAGUAGAUGCUAGUGGAAAGCCCCAGGAAGCUGUUUAUGGCCAAAAUGAUAUACACCACAAAGUAUUAUCUCUGAACUUCAGUGAAUGUCAUACUAAAAUUCGUCAUGUGGAUGCUCAUGCAACUUUGAGUGAUGGAGUAGUUGUCCAGGUCAUGGGUUUGCUAUCUAACAGUGGACAGCCAGAGCGGAAGUUUAUGCAGACCUUUGUUCUGGCUCCUGAAGGAUCUGUUCCAAAUAAGUUUUAUGUUCACAAUGAUAUGUUUCGUUAUGAAGAUGAAGUAUUUGGUGAUUCUGAACCAGAGCUCGAUGAAGGUGAGCGGGAUCAAAGAAAUGCUGUGCAAGACUGUCAUUCUCUUCUGCCUUCCCUUCCACCUUCUAGUUCUUACUGGAUUUUGGCUUCAAAACAUAAUGGCAUAGAGGAACCUUUGGAAGAGUCCUCUCAUGAACCUGAACCUGAGCCAGAAUCGGAAACAAAGACUGAAGAACUAAAGCCACAAGUGGAGGAGAAGAACUUAGAAGAAUUAGAGGAGAAGUCUACUUCUCCUCCUCCUGCUGAACCUGUUUCUCUGCCACAGGAACCACCAAAGGCUUUCUCCUGGGCUUCAGUGACCAGUAAAAACCUGCCUCCUAGUGGUACUGUUUCUUCCUCUGGAAUUCCACCCCAUGUUAAAGCACCAGUCUCACAGCCAAGAGUUGAAGCUAAACCAGAAGUUCAGUCUCAGCCACCUCGGGUGCGUGAACAACGACCUCGAGAACGACCCGGUUUCCCUCCUAGAGGACCAAGACCAGGCAGAGGAGAUAUUGAACAGAAUGAAUCUGACAACCGUAGAAUAAUUCGCUAUCCAGACAGUCAUCAACUUUUUGUUGGUAACUUGCCACAUGAUAUUGAUGAAAAUGAACUGAAAGAGUUCUUCAUGAGUUUUGGAAACGUUGUGGAACUUCGCAUCAAUACCAAGGGUGUUGGGGGAAAGCUUCCAAACUUUGGUUUUGUGGUUUUUGAUGACUCUGAACCAGUUCAGAGAAUCUUAAUUGCAAAACCAAUUAUGUUUCGAGGGGAAGUACGUUUAAAUGUGGAAGAGAAAAAAACAAGAGCUGCAAGAGAGCGAGAAACCAGAGGUGGUGGUGAUGAUCGCAGGGAUAUUAGGCGCAAUGAUCGAGGUCCUGGCGGUCCACGUGGAAUAGUGGGCGGUGGAAUGAUGCGUGACCGGGAUGGAAGAGGACCUCCUCCAAGAGGUGGCAUGGCACAGAAACUUGGCUCUGGAAGAGGAACUGGGCAAAUGGAAGGCCGCUUCACAGGACAGCGUCGCUGAAGCUCCACUGUUGGCAAAGUCUUGGCAGUGGUACAUUAUUCAUCGUGUUUGCAUUCUUGUUAAUUUUUUUUUUUUUGGCUUUGGAAUGUGACACAGCCUUUUUGAUCAUUUCUUUGAUGUGAAAAGCAUCUUUUGGUUAUCAGUUAAAUUGAGGUGGACAUUAUUUCCCCAAUUUCACAACAGGAUUCACAUUGUUAAUUUAUAAAUCUAGACUUGGAGAAUUAAGGACUGAGAAUGACCGUAUCUUAAACUAUCUACAACAAAAUGAACUUACAAGGACAUGCCCAACUGAAUUCAGGUCCUUUGAGUCAAAAAAAAAAAAAAAUCCUCUGCUGCACAUUUUGUUUAAGUGUUACUGUUUCUGCCUGUUAAUGUUGGAAACACAAAUAGUGCAAUUUGUGCAAUUGGAGAAUCUUGCCUUUUUUCUUGGCUCCCCCCCAAAAAUACAACCCAACAGAAACUUGUUAUGCACUCAUCAAAAUGCACUAAUGGGUACUCUGAACUCAUUAACAUUGACAUCUGCAACAGGAGGCAACAGGGGAAAAAACCUUUCAUCUCUUUUUCCAGUAGAGAAUAGUUUGUGAAAUGAUGAGGGCAUUUUAUCUGCUUGCUGUGACCAGCGUGUGUACACAUAAACCUUAACAAGACUACAAGUAUAUUCCAGAAGGAAAUCAUUUAGUUAUGAACUAAAUAACAGAAAUCAGAACUUUAAAUGCUAUGGUCUUGAAUAUUAGACCAGAUUUAGUAGCUCCAUAUCUAAGAUUUUUCUACCUGCCCCUCUUCAGUACAGGGAUGGCUGGCUG
Puma concolor (puma) is the source of this 2476-nucleotide messenger RNA. NCBI's taxonomy places the organism in Eukaryota, Metazoa, Chordata, Mammalia, Carnivora, Felidae. The record is from RefSeq and is a predicted model, not a curated record.